AUGUGCUCCCUAACCAAGAUAGAAAAACUCCUGGAAGGUUGCGAGCAGUCCCAUCUAUUGAAGUUCUACAACGAUCUGGGCGAUGUGGAAAGAGAACAGCUUCUGAAGCAAUUGGGUACUAUAAGGUUCGAAGAAAUCAACAAGCUGUACAAAGAUGCCCAAGCUUCAUUGAAAGGAGAAGUCACGAAGCUGGACAGCAAAAUGAAACCAAUACCAGCUGAUAAGUUCGAGUCAGAAGAAAGCUUGAACUCGGAUGUGAUAGAUGAAUAUCGAAGAAUUGGUUUAGAAGCAAUCUCCAACAACCAAGUAGCAGUUGUCCUUAUGGCAGGAGGACAAGGCACCAGGCUUGGAGUCAAUUACCCCAAAGGUAUGUUCUCCGUUGGGUUACCAUCUGGCAAAACCUUAUUCCAAGUGCAAGCUGAGAGGAUACAAAAACUCACUAAACUAGCAAAACAGCAAACUAGUAAGAGCGGGAAGAUCUGUUGGUACAUAAUGACAAGUGGACCAACACAUAUAACUACAGUGAACUACUUGAAGAAAAACGAUUACUUUGGCCUGAACGAAGAUGAUGUGAAACUAUUUCAACAGGGACUCUUGCCAUGUUUCGAUUUCGAAGGAAAAAUUUUGUUGGACGAAAAACAUUCAGUGGCCUUAGCUCCAGAUGGCAAUGGUGGUAUCUACAGGGCACUAAGAGAUAAUGGCAUACUGGCAGAUAUGAAGAAGCGAGGCAUCAAGUAUGUACACGUUCAUAGUGUCGAUAAUAUCUUAGUUAAAGUGGCUGAUCCAGUUUUCAUCGGUUAUUGUGUGAGCAAAAAAGCACACUGUGGUGCCAAGGUGGUGAGAAAAUCUGGACCAUCAGAAGCAGUCGGGGUCGUCUGUCAGGUGGAUGGGAGUUUCCAAGUUGUUGAGUAUAGUGAGAUUACUGAUAAAACAGCAAACCUGAGAGAUGUGAAAGGAAACUUGGUAUUCAGUGCAGGAAACAUCUGUAACCACUUCUUUUCCACGGAGUUCUUGGACCAGAUAGCUGAAGAAUAUGAAACACAGUUGAAGCUGCACGUCGCUAAAAAGAAAAUCCCCUACGUGAAUGAUAAGGGUGAGAAAAUAAUACCAAUCACGCCGAAUGGUAUCAAAAUUGAAAAGUUCGUGUUCGAUGUGUUUCAGUUCACUGAUAACUUCGUGACGUGGGAAGUACCAAGGAGUAGUGAGUUCAGUGCUUUGAAAAACGCUGACAGCGCAGGUGUGGAUUGUGCCAGCACCAGCAGGAGAGAUUUGUUGAGGUUGCAUAAGAGCUAUAUCAUUGAUGCUGGCGGAAGAGUCGAUUGUGAUGAAGUUGAGAUAUCGCCACUAUUGUCGUAUGCUGGUGAGGGUUUGGAGAAAGUGAAAGAAAGAGUAUUCAAUUCGAAAACUGUGAUAUUAUCUGAUGAGGAAGAAUUACUAAUGAACAAUAAUGACUAUAGUAAACGUGAUAUUAAUGGUUUGAAUAUUGGUUUAACUCAAUUCGGCAAUUAG
Messenger RNA from Phaedon cochleariae (mustard beetle), 1509 nucleotides. NCBI's taxonomy places the organism in Eukaryota, Metazoa, Arthropoda, Insecta, Coleoptera, Chrysomelidae. The record is from the annotation of a GenBank genome assembly.